AUGGCUUCAGCAACGGGUAUUCCUGAGCGCAAUCCCGCCCUUGAAGAGGAGGAGCCGCUCCUGGGAAGGCCAGGAGACGUCACACAACGGCCAGGACAGGGAAUGCAGUUCAAUUUUGUGACGGGAACAGCUAUUCUCGCCCAAGUAGGCAUCGUGAUCCUGACAGCUCUGGUCUGGGCUGCAGUGUUCAAGACCGGGUUCAUAUUCUUCUCCUACCAUCCUUUGCUCAACUCCCUGGCCAUCCUCCUCCUCGUUCAAGGUGUGCUCGUCCUCCAACCCACGGCGGCUCAAAAGGACAAAAUUACAGGCACAUAUGUGCACUCGGCGAUCAAUACGUCGGCCGUUGCAUUGCUCAUAGCCGGCUUGGUUAUUAUCGAGAUAAACAAAGCUUCACACCCUGAGACCCGGUUCCAAAGUGUGCAUGGGAAAAUGGCACUGGUGGCCUACAUACUCAUCUUCCUGCAAUGGCUGAUCGGGGCCGCUGCGUUUUACUUGCCUGAGACGAUAUUUGGCACUGUUGAUCGAGCCAAGUCACUGUACAAAUACCACAGAAUUUCGGGAUACGUUCUCGCCGUCUAUUUUCUGGCUGUCAUUGCCGCAGCCACUCAGACAUACUAUAACCAGGCAUUCCUGCACAUCAAGCUGUGGGCCGUCAUUGUGGCAAGCGUUCUGGUACUCGUGGGCAUCAUACCGCGCAUCAAAAAGCACAAGCUUGGACUGUGA
Fonsecaea nubica is the source of this 723-nucleotide messenger RNA. RefSeq lists its product as hypothetical. The record is from RefSeq and is a predicted model, not a curated record. The transcript has 3 exons. The coding region runs from base 1 to 723 and encodes 240 amino acids. Gene Ontology annotation, molecular function: transmembrane monodehydroascorbate reductase activity. NCBI's taxonomy places the organism in Eukaryota, Fungi, Ascomycota, Eurotiomycetes, Chaetothyriales, Herpotrichiellaceae.